This is a messenger RNA of Aspergillus campestris IBT 28561, 3797 nucleotides long. Its product is annotated as putative nuclear envelope pore membrane protein. Gene Ontology annotation, molecular function: structural constituent of nuclear pore. The transcript has 5 exons. Gene Ontology annotation, biological process: protein import into nucleus; nuclear pore organization. The coding region runs from base 1 to 3702 and encodes 1233 amino acids. Lineage: Eukaryota; Fungi; Ascomycota; Eurotiomycetes; Eurotiales; Aspergillaceae. The record is from RefSeq and is a predicted model, not a curated record. Gene Ontology annotation, cellular component: nuclear pore transmembrane ring.
AUGAACGGUACUCCCCGACUUCGUUCUGCCUUUCCCCAGACGCCACAAACGGUCCGGAGACCAGCCCAGGGCCAACAUGGGCCCGUGCCGUUGGUUCCUGUGGAAAUAAUCGACCCGCCCUCACAACGAUUGUACGUGGUGGCAUUUUACUUGGCCCUCAAUGCUUGGAGGAUAUAUGAAUCUUGGACGGCUUCCGACGACCUCGACUCGACCUGGCUGUUUUUGAAAUGGGCCUCCAUCGAUGGCAUUUUCCUCUUCGGGCUCCAGGCGCUGCGGAUUCCCUGGAUGGAAUGGGCCUUUCCGACUACUCUUGCGAUCUUCCUUCUCCAUGUCGCUGGAAAUAUAUUCUUAAUGUUUCGGAUCCCGGUUCCGUUGGGCGCAUGGCUGUCGGGUAUGAUCAAAGUGGCCUACGACCGGGAAUUGUCGAUAUCCGAGCGCAGUGUGAAGCCGGGGGACAUCAUCCACAAUAGCUCGCUUAUCUUGGGAAAGCAAAUCGUCCACAUCCUGCCAGAGGGGUUCGCCGUUCUCAAUCCGGACCAAGCACCGUUUUGCUUAGAUUCACAUAAGAGCACCGUGAAUCUGCCCAUUCGAAUCAACCAAACGAACCCCAUCUCGAUUGAGAUUUUCCGCCUGGAUUUCAACUCUGGCGGCAACGAAACUAUCACGUUCUCUCAAAAGCAGCUGAAACCGCUGAAACGCCAAGCGAGUCAGAAAAAGAAAUCGGGAUCUAGUCGCGACCAGUCCCUAGAUAUUCUCCUCCCCAUCAAGCGUCAAGGCAUUUACCGCCUCAAGAGGGUCGUGGAUGAAUCCAACCUUGACGUUCACACGCGCGCAUCAGAUGCGCUUGUUGUUUCUUGUCCCAAAGCAGUGGCCCAGGUGUCGCAUGCACAUAAAUGCCGGGGUGAGCUCUCCAACCUGGUAUUGACAGUCGAAGGCACGCCACCGUUGCAAAUCAAGUAUAGCAGGCAAAUCAACGGCCUUGACCGCGGUUUCUCCUUUCAGAAGAUCCAACCGGAUCAUUUGCGGUCCCCAUUGUUGGGCCAGAGGAAUUCCGGUAUCUUUUUCAGUUCACGAGAGCUGGACGUCUCCUGGGCCCAAAGCCAAUCGAUUCAAGUUCCCUUAAAUGAGUCCUUGAACGUCGGGGGUGAAUGGCUGUAUACCAUCGAAGAAGUUCAUGAUGGCUCUGGGAACGUCGCAAACUACUCGAUGAAUGCUGAUGAAUCAGAUAAUUCCGCGGCGAAGUCCUUACCUCCAUCUCACCAGAUAGCUGUCCACGAAAGGCCUAGGGUGUCCUUGUCAGGAUGUAACGAUCAGAACUUCAUUGAGGCUCCACGGGGUGAAACAGUCAAUCUACCAUUGAAGUUUCAGCAUUCAGGACGGGACUACGAGAACGACGGUCCCUUCACCCUCACGUAUGCCUUCAAUGGGAACGAAGAUGCAUCCACUAGCGAUAUUCCCGGGAAAGUUCGUCAGUUGUCUCUAGGGACUCUGGAUCAGAAAACUUAUAUCAAGGAUCCCGGAUGGUACAGCCUAAACCAUGUUGCCAGCCAGUUUUGUGCAGGAGAAGUGCUGGAGCCGUCGUCUUGUUACCUUCACAAUCCCCCUGAACCGGAGUUGGCUGUCAAGUAUGAAAAGAUCUAUGACAAAUGUGCCAAUAACCCGGUCGGAUUGCUUGUCGACCUGGACCUCACCGGCUCUCCGCCGUUCAGGCUUCGAUAUGUUGUGGAGCGACCGAAAGGUGUCGAGACUAAGACCAUGACGAUUGACGGCUUACGAACCCAGAUUGACCUAACUCCGUCGGAGGCGGGAUCUUAUCGCUAUCGCUUCCUGGACAUUGCCGAUGCCGUCUACGCGCCCAGGUCGCUCAAGGAUAAAACUCCUGUCCUGGAACAAGACGUGAAGCCUCCCGCCUCAGCGCAGUUCCUUGGGUCGAGAGAGCGGCGCAGGGCAUGCUUUGGAGAGCCCGUGGCGGUUGAUGUGGCUCUAUUCGGUGAAGCGCCGUGGACUUUGCAAUAUGAGCUGGUCCAUAAUGGAAAGAAGAGCAAACAUACUCUGAAAUCCGAGGGUGAUAUUGCCACGAUCAUGACGGAAAAGCUCAUCAGUGGUGGUGAAUACAACCUCGUACUAACAAGUAUCAAGGACCGCUCAAAUUGCAAACGAACUCUCAAGGACAGUGUCACGAUCGAUGCUCGAUCAAAACCACCGCAGGUAGCGUUCGGCCAGAUUGAAAAGAGUAGGGAAUAUUCAGCAUUGCAGGGCACCCCGGUCGAUAUUCCCCUCAGACUGAAUGGGGAACGACCAUGGCUAGUGAUGUACAAAAAUUUGGAUGCAGGCGCUUCUGUAACCGAACAGACCUUUUGGCAGGAAAAUAGUGUCUUGACUGUGAGCCAGGAAGGUCGUUAUGAGCUCGUUGGGAUAACCGAUAGCUCGUGUCCUGGCCAUGUUGAUCAGACAGCCAACAUCUUUCAGGUAUCCUGGAUACCGCGGCCUCAUAUCACUGCAGUGGAUGGUUCGCCUAUUGGGAAGGCCGAACGUGUGGCGAAGCGCGAUGUUUGUCAAGGCGAUGACGACAGUGUUGAGCUUCGCUUCUCGGGGAGUCCGCCGUACAGCAUCCAGUAUGAACAACAGCGAAAAACAAGCCGUGGCUCGUCCUCCGUCCGAUUGCAAAGUUUGAAAACAGCACUUCAGACAGCAUCCCUGGAAAUGGAUACCUCUGAGGCUGGAACCUACACGUACAAGUUCACGGAAGUCGGAGACAACCUUUAUGACCAUGACCCGGGACGCACCCCCGUGGUUUUGACUCAAACUGUUAACCCGCUCCCAUCGGCCAAAUUCGAUGCUCCUGGCCGUAUCUACGGAUUCUGCAAAGAAGAUGUCAGCGGCGAAGAGCUUAUCCCGAUCACCUUGGAGGGAGUCCCCCCAUUUUCGCUCGAAAUCUCCAUCAAACACCACUCGAAGGCCAAGCCAGAAGUUGUGACCAUUCCGAACAUCAAAUCCAACAGGCACAACCUUCCUAUUCCUCGGCGUCACUUGGAUUUGGGUCAGCAUGUCGUCAGCAUUAACAAGGUCCGAGACUCACGUGGAUGUCAAACGACGACCGAAUAUGACGCCGCCUCUGUGAGAGUGGCCGUUUCCGAUGUGCCGACUAUCAUCCCCUUGGAAUCCAAGACCGACUAUUGUGUUGGCGAACGGCUUUCGUUCUCGCUGUCUGGACAUGCUCCGUUUGAUGUAUUCUAUACAUUCGAUGGCGCUUCCAGAAAAGCUUCCUCCAAGACCACUAAUUUCCGCCGUAUCGCCGAGCGACCUGGUGUAUUCACCAUCACUGGGGUCAGCGACGGGGCGAGUGGUAAUUGCAAAGCACACAAGAACAUCGUCAAGACUAUCCAUGAGAUGCCUAGCGUCAGGAUCAGCAAGGGCCAAACCUCGAUAGUUGAUAUCCACGAAGGUGGAGAGGCUGAACUCCAUUUUGAAUUCUGGGGAACUCCUCCUUUCGAAUUUACGUACAUUCGGAGCUCAAACGUGCGGAAAGGAAAGAAGCCGGACAUCCUUGACAUCAAGCAUGACGUCUCGAACGAGUACAAAAAGACCAUCAAAACAUCCGACGAAGGAACUUACGAAGUCGUCGCGAUCAAGGAUAAGUUCUGCUCAUUCUCCUCGCAGGAACCGGUAGAAAGGGCCGGCAAGUCAAAGACGAGCUCUUAAUAGACUAGGGAUGAUUGAAGUUGGUGUCUUGAUAGUUAUCUGGUGUGCGUUUCAUGUCUUCAUUUAGGGUACAAUGACUGCAUUAACGGCGCUGU